Molecule: messenger RNA, 2746 nt
Organism: Chlamydomonas reinhardtii
Lineage: Eukaryota; Viridiplantae; Chlorophyta; Chlorophyceae; Chlamydomonadales; Chlamydomonadaceae
Exons: 11
Coding region: 260-2041 (593 amino acids)
Source: RefSeq, a predicted model, not a curated record
AGAAUAGUUUACCGCGGCAGGGCUGCACCUGAGCGCACAUCUGCCACUAAACUUGCUGCUUCCCGACACCACAGCCACGCAAGCUCUAGGUUGCUUCAGCGAGUGGUGAUACUUAUACUGUCAGUGACACGCUUGCAUCUGUGCGGCUUUAAUCUCCCAAGCGGUUACCUCUUAGCGCCUGACCACCGCUCAAUUCUGCGGAAUCGGGGACUUGUAGGGACCUUCUGACUGGCCCACUUGCAGCCCAUUCUCGCUCAUCAUGCGCAUGAUGCAGCAGCGCAGCAGCGGCGGCGUCCGGGCCUCGCGCCGGUCCGUCCUUGUGGCCGCGCGCGCUGGCAGGCAGCAGCCCGCCUCGCAGCCCCCCGCCAAGGGCUCCACGGUGCGCAAGCCGCCCGCACAGCCCGCGCAGCCCGCCAAGGCCGCCACCACCGCCCGCCGCGGCCGCGAGGCCGCCACCACCUCCAGCGGCGGUAGUGCCAAGCUGACGGCCGCGGAGCGGCGGCAGCAGGCGGCCGCGCAGCAGCAGUCGCAGUCCGGCACGCGUGCCGCCUCCACCACCGCCGCCCGCCGCCAGGCCGCUCGCCAGGCUGCCAAGGCGGCUGAGGAGGGCGGCGCCUCCAGCCGCCGGCCCACGGGUCAGGACUACUUCAACUUCACUGGGUUUCCCUUCCCGCUGGGGCCCUUCUUCACGCGCAACACCGUGCGGCGCGAGAUCGAGCGCGACACCAUGUGGGUGUUUGAGCAGACCCAGGCGCUGGACUUCUUCUCCGUGUACACGCCGGUCCGCAUGACGGUCAUCAAGCUGGCCAGCGGCGGGCUGUGGGUGCACGCCCCAGUGGCGCCCACCGCCGAGUGCGUACGCCUGCUCAAGGAGCUGGACGCCCCGGUGGAGUACAUUGUGCUGCCCACGUUCGCGUACGAGCACAAGAUCUUUGUGGGGCCCUUCUCGCGCCGCUUCCCCAAGGCCAAGGUGUAUGUGGCACCGUACCAGUGGUCUUUCCCGCUCAACCUGCCGCCGCAGUUCUUCGGCAUCUUCCCCACCGGCGAGCUGGUCAGCGACGACCCCGCGGCGCCCUGGGCGGAGGAGAUCGGGCAGAAGGUGUUCCUGCCGCCCUCCAUCGGCGUGAACGAGACCGUGAGGUUCACGGAGGUGGCCUUCUUCCACAAGAAGACACGCACGCUACUGGUGACGGACGCGGUGGUGUAUGUGCCCGAGGACCCGCCCGAGGUCAUCCCUGUGCCUGCGCUGCUGGACCUGGCGCGGGACAACUACCUGGCGCAGUUCGUGGCGGGCGGCCGCAGCCGGGCGGAGGUGGCGGCCAUUGCGCGGCCCGAGCCGGUGGAGGACAGCCGGGAGGCGCGGCGCAAGGGCUGGGCCCGCAUGGCUCUGCUGGUGCUGUACUUUGGCCCGGGCGACCUGCUCACGCCCGAGGCCAGCUUCGCCGCCAUCAGUGGGCGGCUGUUUGUGGGGCCGGUGGUGGAGACACUGGUGUACAGCAAGAUCCCCAAGAGCGUUGUGGAGUGGGUUGAGGACAUCUGCGGCGACUGGGACUUCCGCCAGGUGGUGCCCUGCCACUUCGAGGCGCCGGUCAAGGCCGGGCCCGCCGAGUUCCGCCGCGCAUUCGCGUUCGCAUACGAGCAGGCGGAGCGCGAGGGCCUGCUCGCGCCCCGCCCCGAGCCCGAGCCGCCCAAGCCGCUGCCGCUGCCGCUGCCCGGCUUCCUGAGCGGCCUGCUGGGCAAGCUGGUGGCCGCCCCCGCGCCGGCCGGCCCCGGCGGCGUGGGCCCCCGGCCGGUGGUGUUCCCGGAGACCGACAUGAAGACCCUCAACAGCCUGAACAACUCGCUGCUGUUUGUGGGCGCCGUGAAGCGGAACGCCGACCUGGAUGCGGCAAAGAAGGCGGCGGAGGCGGAGGCGGCAGCGGAGGCCGCGGCGGCGGAGGCUGACGGCGAGGCAGCCAAGGCGCGGUCGAUGGCGGAGGCGGCGGAGAUGGAGGCGACGCCGGCGGCGCGACAGCCCGUGGGCGCGGCGGAGCGGCGGUGAGAUUCUGCCGAGUGGACACGUGGGGUGGGGGCUAUGCGCUCGAUGGUUUAAGGUGGGUUUACUUGUGUUGUCUGUAUUGCAGGCGUGUGCUGAGAUGUGGGUGAUGGGGGAUGGUGCUUUAGGCUUUAGCCGUGAGAGCGAGUGAGAGCGCAGCGCAGGGGCAGCAGUGUACUAAUGGGUGCCGAACCAGCGUCUUGCAACGAUCCGGAAGGACGCUGCAUACCCACACCGCAUUGCACCGUGCUACACGUUUGGUAUGAUUGAUGCUGUGCAUGAGUGGUGGUGUGCAUGCGUCCCUUGUGAUAUUUUAUUGUUCUUUUUAAAAAAAAUGUGUUAAUGCCUAUUGCAUGUAAAUAGGUGGCAGGGAAAAUUCGGGCGGAGCGAGAAGUGCCUUCGCACGUCCAUGGACAAUUGACUUUGGCGAGGUUGCCCGAAAAGCAAGCCAUGGCUUUGCGCAGUAUGAGCGGGGCCGCCGCCGCGCAAGCCUGGACCGCCCUCGUUGACUACGUCAACGCCCAGCGUGCGUCGAAAAGGGCCGCAGAGCUGUUGCUGCGGGAGGUCAAGGGGGCGCAGGCCACGUACAAGAAGGCCAGCACGCGGCACAUGGAAUGGGCCGCGGAGAUUCUCGCAGGCCUUGAGGCACGCCGCGAUCAGCUGGGGGCGCAGGUGCAGCAACUGACGCAUGCGCAGCCGUUGACGCGAGAG